GGCUGGGGCUGAGCCGGGGCGGCGGGGGCUGCGGCAGCCGGGAGCACUGGGGACCUCCAGCCUAGCGACUCGGAGGAUGCCGCAGCUGCAGCCUCAGCCGCCAAGCCGAGCCGCCUUGCCGCCGGGCCUCUGCCGCGGCGUUAGGGCGCAGAGCGCGCCGCGGGCCGGGCGGGGCUAGAGGCGGGCGUGGGCCUCGCGUCGCGCCACCCGCAGCUUUCCGCUUGCGGCCCGUCGGUGAGCCAACUGCGGCCGAUGCCUUGAGCGCGGCCGCAGCAGCAAGAGCGGUGCGGUGCCGGCCUGGGAGAGAGGCCGAGGGACGCCGGCAGCCACCUCCUCCCCCAGCUCCGGCCGCUGGGCCCUGGGGCGCGCGCCUCGGCGCUCCCGCCUCCUCCCGCUGCUGCUUCUCCGGGCCCGAUCCUCCCCCGACCGCUUGUUCCACCCGCUGAGGAGGAUGCGCUCCCCCGCGCCGAGCGGCGGAGGCCACUGCUCCCCGAAAUGCGCGCGCGGGACCCCUAUCUCCGCGACCCGAGGAGCCGCCGCCCCCGCUCUCUAGGGUUAUGAUACAUUGAUUAAAAAGAAGGACUUUUCCAAAUACUUACUUUGUACUUUUGAUGGUGUGUUAUGGAUACCAAGGAAGAGAAGAAGGAACGGAAACAAAGCUAUUUUGCUCGAUUGAAAAAGAAAAAACAAGCUAAACAAAAUGCAGAGACAGCCUCAGCUUCAGCCACAAGAAUUCAUACUGGAAAAGAAGACGCUAAUACAGUCAUUCUAGAACAAGACAAGUGCAACAUUACUGUGGACAAGGAGGAUUAUAUUACUGAUGAGAAAAAAAAGAGAAAAAAUAAUCAGUUAAAAGAGAUCAGGCGUACAGAAUUAAAGAGAUACUAUACUAUUGAUGACAAUCAAAACAAAACACAUGAUAAAAAAGAGAAGAAGAUGGUGGCUCAGAAGCCCCCCGGGACUAUGGAAUACACCGCUGGAAGCCAGGACACUCUAAACUCCAUAGCACUGAAGUUUAACAUCACUCCCAAUAAAUUAGUGGAAUUGAAUAAACUUUUCACACAUACAAUUGUUCCAGGCCAGGUCCUUUUUGUGCCAGAUGCCAACUUUCCUUCCAGUAACUUAAGAUUGUCAACAUCCAGUCCUGGUGCUACAGUCUCUCCUUCAUCAUCAGAUGCAGAAUAUGAUAAAUUGCCUGAUGCUGACUUAGCAAGAAAGGCCUUAAAACCUAUUGAAAGAGUCUUAUCAUCUACUUCUGAAGAAGAUGAGCCAGGAGUGGUAAAAUUUUUAAAAAUGAAUUGUCGAUACUUCACCGAUGGAAAGGGCGUAGUGGGCGGUGUCAUGAUCGUCACGCCAAACAACAUCAUGUUUGACCCUCACAAGUCCGAUCCUCUGGUUAUUGAAAAUGGGUGUGAGGAGUACGGCCUCAUCUGCCCCAUGGAAGAAGUGGUCUCCAUCGCCCUCUACAACGACAUUUCCCACAUGAAGAUCAAAGAUGCCUUGCCAUCUGAUCUACCUCAGGAUCUUUGUCCUCUGUACAGGCCUGGAGAAUGGGAAGACUUGGCUUCUGAAAAGGAUAUCAACCCAUUCAGUAAGUUCAAAUCUCUCAACAAAGAAAAACGCCAGCAGAAUGGAGAGAGAACCAUCGUUUCAGAUUCCAGAUCAACAGCAUCUUUGGAGAAGUCAGUAGAUUGCUCACCGACAAAGCCCCCAGACAGCUGUUUGUCUGGAAAGUUCAAGAAACUGGAAUCCUCUAGGGAAGCAACCAGUAGAUCUUCCACAGCGACAGAGGUCAGCAAGGGACCUCCUGACACUCAAGCUGCAUUUGAAUCUACGGCCAAAGGAAAUUCCCUUUUAGGGGAAGAUGAUGACUUUGUUGACUUGGAAGAACUUUCUUCUCAAACUGAUAGCGGAAUGGACAAAAGGGACACCUCAAAGCAGUGCCUUGCUCUUGACUCAGAGGAGCUAAAGAAGGGUAAGUCACAAACAGUCAGUUCUGCUACAGAAAAGCAAGUGCAGUCAUCUGUGAACUUUUCAGGAACAGAGAGUGAUGCUGAACUGAAGGGGACCCUAGAUUUAGAAGCCUGUGAGAAGCAAGAUAUAAUGCCGGAAGUGGACAAGCAAUCUGGUUCCCCAGCAAGCCAGGUGGAAAACACACUGACAAUACAUGAAGAUCUAGACAAAGUUAAACUCAUUGAAUAUUACCUUAAUAAGAACAAAGAAGGGUCACAGUUAUCUGAAAAUUUGCAGAAGACAGGAUUAAGUGAUGACAAAAGCAUUGAACCAUUGGGAAUAGACAUCACCCUUAGUAGUUCUCUUCCCCAGGCAGGUGAUGCCCCAACUGAAGGCAAUAAAGCACCAGAUGAAACAUGGGUGAAAGAGAGAGAGCCUCUUCUAUUGAAGCUAGGCUCUUCUACAGAAGAAAAUAGGGUUAAAGAGUCUCUAGACUCUUCUUUGGAACCUUCCCUGGACAACAGCUGCCAAGGGGCACAAAUGGAUAAUAAAUCUGAAAUUCAACUAUGGCUAUUAAAGAGAAUUCAGGUACCCAUUGAAGAUAUACUUCCUUCAAAAGAAGAGAAAAGCAAGACUCCACCCAUGUUUCUGUGCAUCAAGGUGGGAAAACCAAUGAGAAAAUCCUUUGCCACUCACACAGCUGCCAUGGUCCAACAGUACGGCAGACGAAGAAAGCAGCCAGAGUACUGGUUUGCCGUUCCUCGGGAAAGGGUGGAUCACUUGUACACAUUCUUUGUUCAGUGGUCUCCUGACAUCUAUGGGAAAGAUGCCAAAGAGCAAGGCUUUGUGGUGGUGGAAAAGGAAGAACUGAAUAUGAUUGACAACUUCUUCAGCGAGCCGACCACCAAGAGCUGGGAGAUCAUCACCGUUGAGGAGGCAAAGCGCCGGAAGAGCACGUGCAGCUACUAUGAAGAUGACGACGAGGAGGUGCUGCCAAUCCUGCAGCCCCACAGCGCACUGCUGGAGAACAUGCACGUGGAGCAGCUGGCCCGGCGCCUUCCAGCCAGGGUGCAGGGGUAUCCAUGGAGACUUGCAUAUAGCACAUUAGAGCAUGGGACCAGCUUGAAAACGCUCUACCGGAAAUCGGCUUCCCUGGAUAGUCCUGUCUUAUUGGUCAUCAAAGAUAUGGACAACCAGAUCUUUGGAGCAUAUGCAACUCAUCCUUUCAAGUUCAGUGACCACUACUAUGGCACAGGCGAAACUUUUCUCUAUACGUUUAGCCCUAAUUUCAAGGUCUUUAAGUGGAGUGGAGAAAACUCAUACUUUAUCAAUGGAGACAUAAGUUCUUUAGAACUUGGCGGUGGAGGGGGACGAUUUGGUCUAUGGCUGGAUGCUGAUUUAUACCAUGGACGAAGCAACUCCUGCAGCACUUUCAAUAAUGAUAUCCUUUCCAAAAAAGAGGACUUCAUAGUUCAGGACCUAGAGGUAUGGACAUUUGAGUGAAAUCCAGACUGCCUUAAAACAUGACAUGAAAAAGACUGGAACGGUUCGAUCAGCCCUCCUAAAACUGGCUGGAAGAUGAAGCCCCAGCCCAGGCUGCCUCAUUACACCAUAAUGCUUUCUUUCUGCCAUCAUCUCAGAGCAUGACCCCACUGCAGAAAGAUUCAGAAAGGUACGUAUGAAAGGCAGAUGCUAAAAAAAGAAACCUGAAGUCCAGACUGUUGAAAGACUUUACAUUCCCACCUCCUCUAAAUCCAUACAGUGAGGAAUCUGAAUGUUUAUAUAUGUACAAGUUGAAUGCAAUUUUUAUUUUUGGCAACUGUGGAAAAAAAAAAAAGAUACUGUGGAAAUAUAUACCUGUCUUGUGUAUUUAUCAACAUAAUUUUCAUUACCAAAAUCUGCAGCCUACCAUUGUUUGCCAUGGAAGAAGUUGGUCUCAUUUAGAAAAACUGAAAGUGCAUAGCACUUAAAGGGAAUAUAUGAUUUUUUAAAAUGUUUAUUUAUUAUUUCUAGUACAUUGUCUGAAAUAUGUUGGACUUUUUUUUUCUUUUUAUGUGUCAAAUCCUGAAAUAAAGAAAUGUAUAGAUUUCGUGCUAUGUUUUGGCAACAGAUCCAUUUGAUUUCUAUAGUUUUAUAUUGAAUUUUUUUUGCCCUGAUUGUUUAGGGUGACUGAUAUUAAGUAGCAUAUAUAUAUAUAUUGAGUGCAUAAUUCUGAAUUUUUAAAACCUCAUUACCAACGUUCCUUGAUUUGUGUUGGCUGCACCUUUUUAGUUACUGACCCUGAACAUAUCUAUGUAAAGAUGUACAAGCCAUUUCUUACAGCCAUAAGUUGAUGUUUAAAGAAAUGGCUAUCUUUAUGAAUAGACUUAGAGCAACCCUGCUUCUGAGAAGAAAAUGUUUUUGCUUCUUAUAAAAUCAUGUGUAUUAAUAGCAAAAACUUUAUUUUCAUAGUUUUUUGCAUGAUUCCCCCCAGGCUUUUAUAUAAACAAACAGCCCUCUGUUUUGAAAGGAAUUGAGUCUUUUAAUUUCUACAGUUUAAAAAUUAAAUGAAAUUGAAUUAGGUCAAUCGUCUUUGUUUCUAGACCCUUUUAUUUGAGAAUAAGUAAUGCAAGGUAUUCCAAAAUUGGAAUAAAAGGAAAAUCUUAUUUUUUGACAUCAACCCAUUUUCACAUCAUAAAACACUUUUAUUAAAAAUAUAUGUGUAAAAAAAGCCUUGUCAAAAAUCUAACCAAUUUUAUUGAUUGCCAGAUUUUGAUGAAAGCCAAAGACUGCUAAUGGAAAAAAAAAUUCCAAAUCAUAAUAGCCAAAGUUGAGGAGUGGUCUGUCCUAAAUUUCAAAGUGAUCUUUGAAAGGAGUAAAUUAAUAAAAAGUAGUAUUUAUGUGCCCAUGUUUAAAAAAAAACGGUUCAGAGAAUGUUAGUCUUAAGCUGCAGAAUAUUUCCUUUACAUAGUUGUCUUAUUUUAGACUGUUCAUAAAAGGGAACAAACAAAUGAAUUGCUGAGUGGCCUCCUGCCUGAUCAGUGAUUAUUCUAUUCCACUCACAUUCCAUGUAAUUUUAAGUGAAUUCUGUAACAUAUUAAAUCUGUAGCCUGGGUGUGCUUUUCACCCAAGUCCUCCUAUUGAGAAUUCUCAGUGAACACAAUUCUAGCAGUUUAACUAUCAUGUGUUCAUUAAAUAAAGUUUUGGUGUGAGAUACCAGGAAGUUUUCAUGAUGAUCACAUUUACCAUUUAUGCCAUUUGCAACCAUGUGCUAUUAAACAAAAUCGUCAUUUUGCAUAUAGUUGACUCUUAUCUAGUUUAGUCCAGGAUACUAUACUUGUGAGAGCAUCUGCAGAUGUUGUGUUCUCUAUUUAAAACAGUAUUCUGUCAGAAAUGUGUGACCCUUCAUAUAUGGAUACUGAAUAUAUGUAAUGCAGUGCUAUCCCAAUAUUUUCAAUAAAGGAAUUUAUGCAUUCAG
This is a messenger RNA of Choloepus didactylus (southern two-toed sloth), 5410 nucleotides long. RefSeq names its product nuclear receptor coactivator 7 (gene NCOA7). Gene Ontology annotation, biological process: regulation of transcription by RNA polymerase II; response to oxidative stress. The transcript has 16 exons. Bases 622 to 3456 code for a protein of 944 amino acids. Gene Ontology annotation, cellular component: nucleus. Lineage: Eukaryota; Metazoa; Chordata; Mammalia; Pilosa; Megalonychidae. The record is from RefSeq and is a predicted model, not a curated record.